Messenger RNA from Benincasa hispida (wax gourd), 2824 nucleotides. NCBI's taxonomy places the organism in Eukaryota, Viridiplantae, Streptophyta, Magnoliopsida, Cucurbitales, Cucurbitaceae. The record is from RefSeq and is a predicted model, not a curated record.
UUUAGUUAUUAUUAUUAUUAUUAUUAUUAUUUAAAAUAAAAAGAAAGAACCCAUCCCCAACUUUCUCAUGCGAGCCGUUCCUUCACUACCCAAAAAUUCCUUCCGCCGUCGCCUCCCUCUCUACUCAGAUUUGGACCCCACCGCGUCUCCAGCCGAUCAUGCGACCAGCCGUCAUGCCUAGCCCAGACGUCCGCCACUGGUACUAGAUUCGUCGUCGUUGACGCCAGUCGAAGCUUGUGCCGCCAUCAAUUUCCUUUCAGUUCAACUGUGUCGGCCCUUGUGUGCGAACCAAGCCUAGCCUUUGGCCUCUUUAGCCAUCCUUCGCCCACCGGCUGCCUCGCCUCGCCGUUCAACUGAGCAGCCCAUCGUCGCAUCAGAUCACCACCUCCGUCUACUGGACCUAACCAACCUUCCCGUCGGCGAAGCCAGAUCUGAAACGUUGUCUCUAGCCGUGCAUCGCCCUGCUCAUUCCGCUGCCGUCGUUCGUCGUUCGUUCACCCCUUUCUUCGUGCCUCUGCUGUCAGUGAGUAUUUUUGUAAGAUUUUCACAUUUUGGGUGAAUUUCGUGGAUUAAAUUGUUGCUCCUUUUACUUUUGGUUUCGGUUUGGUUGAUACCCAUCACGUUUAGGGCUAGAUUGAAGUUCUGAGAGAUUUCUGAGGUGCUGUUCAGCAUCGUGGAAGGGAAAUUUCGGCGACUGUUUAGGUAAGCCUUUUUGGGUAUUCUGGAUUUGGGUCUAGGGAUUUGGGAUGGAAUUGAAUGGUUGUAUUCUUGUGAUAGGACUGUUACCUUGAGUUGAUGUAUUAUUUUGGUUGCCUAAUUAGCCGUGAAUCUUGACAACAAGGUAAGAGUAGGGACGCAUUGGCGAGUGACAGGCGGAAUCCGUGAUCGAGCUACUGGGACCAGUUUUAUGCUUCCGCUCAUGAGAUUUUAACUUUUUUUCAUGUUUUUCUUAGCUUUCAGUGUUGAUGUUUAAAACUUACUAUUUAGAAUCGCUUCUUGAAUUAUUUAUUAUCAUAUACCCUACCGUUGUUUUUUUUUAAUAUUUGAAAUUAAAUGCAUAAGUCUUUUAAAUUUACCUUAUUUAAUUAGCAUUUAUUUCACCACAACAGAGUGUCGUUUUAAGUUUCACACAUGCAUGUGUUUAGUAACGGCCUAACUUAAGUCCUAGGGAGUCAGGUCGUUAUAGUUGGUAUUACAGCCCAUGUUUUGGGUUCUGUAGACUGAUAUACUACGUAAGUCUAGAUAGUCCCUAUGGCUCAGUAACGGAUCCCUCGUCAUCGCCAGGUACGUCCAACUAAUAAAAGUUUCAAUGCAUAUGUGAGAAUAAUGAUGUAGUGUUUUAAAUGCUUGAUUUCUGAGAAAGACUCAGAGAUAGUUAAUGUAUGAGUUCAUGACUGGACAUGGCACCUAAACCUGGAACAAGAAAGACAGUUAGAGAAGGGGUGCAGUAAGAAGAAGCUUAGAGAAACCAGACUGUCCCGAUAGCUUCAAAUCCACCUAUGGCCCAAGUCGAUGAGAAGGCAAUGGAAGCCAGAAUUAGUGAAGUUGUUGCAUCCUCCCUAAUGGGGAAACUGCAAGAGUUAAUCCGUAGCGCGAUGGUAGAACAGACUGCCCAGACCCAGGCUCAGGAGGAACCAAUGCCACUCGAGCAGUUACAGCAGACCCGACCGCAGAAUAGAGACAUGCAGGGCUUGUCUCUUGAGGCUAAACAUCUGAGGGAUUUCAGGAAGUAUGACCCUCGCUCCUUUGAUGGAUCGUUAGGAGACCCCACCAAAGCAAAGAUGUGGUUGUCAUCUAUUGAGACGAUAUUCCGUUUUAUGAGGUGUCCGGAAGAGCACAAGCUUCAAUGCACAGUUUUCAUGUUGAUUGGUAACGUGGAAAUCUGGUGGUGUUCAGUAGAGAAGAUGAUUGAUACCGGUGGGAAGCUUACAACCUGGGAGCAGUUCAAGGAGCGCUUUUAUGAGAAGUAUUUUUCGGCCAACACCCGGUACAACAAGCAGGCAGAAUUCUUGAACUUGAAACAAGGAGUUAUGUCAAUGGAGAAGUAUGAACAGGAAUUCGAUAAGUUGUCUCACUUCACUCCUGAACUAGUAGCCACCGAGGCAGCAAGGACUGAGAGAUUCAUCCAGGGUCUGAGGAGCGGACUGCGAGGCAUGGUACAUGCCUUGGACCUUAAGACGUACGUUGCGGUACUACGGACCGCCGUGAGGAUUGAUGCUGACUCUAGGUGGGAGAGGAUGACAGGAGAUCGCUCGGGAUUGGGACCUCCACAGGUCAGAAAAGGAAAGCAGACCAGAAGACUUCUGAAUCUCAGUAAAAGAAACCUGUAAUUAUUAAAGAGGAAAAGCCGAUCUGUAACUCAUGUGGAAAGUGUCACUGGGGUCGUUGCUUGGCUGGAGUAGGGGUGUGUUAUCGUUGUGGACAGAAAGGGCAUAUGGCAUAUGAGUCCUCUAGUAGGAGCACUACAGAUGGUAGGGACCAACCUUCAGAUCAAGAUCAGGUGGGUUCAAGUGGACAAUAGUAAUGGAACAAGAACAGUGCCACAACCUGACAUGAGGUGGGGAGGUCGGACACUGUAGUGAUAGAUAAAUUUACAUUUUAGACCUUGACACUCUAGGUUUGUUCGAGACUAUGUUUGCCUGCCUUCUUUUCUAUGCUUAGUUAGUAUAAGAGACCAUGUAUGUUUCGUUAUCCCUAUGCAAGAGUUUUUUUUUUUUUCCCAGAAAUGAACUUCCCAGGACGAAAGUUCUUUAAGGGGGAAGAAUGUAACACCCCAAAUUUUCACUUUUUAUAUAUUUUCAGCAAUUUUGUUAUUGGAGGACAU